AUGAAUGCAACCCAUUUGUCUGAUCCUGUUUUGUUUACAAGAUUACUUGUUUUUAGUAUCAUACCCUUCUUCCUAAUAGUGGGACUCGUUGGUAACAUAUUUGUGAUAUAUAUUUAUGCCCGACAGUCCCAGAAAAGCAAUGUAGAAGCCUUCAUCCUUGUGCUAGCAGUGAAUGAUCUGAUUGGAUGUAUCUUUGGACUGCCUCUGGAAAUGGCUGAACUUUACUCUGCAAUACAAUCAGAAUAUUUGUGUAAAUCAUACAAGUUUGUUGUCUUCGCCUACUGUGUCGUGUCGUCCUUGAUUCUGUUUACCAUUGCUGUUGAAAGAUUCAGAAAAAUAUGUUGUCCACAUGGCAAACAAAUUACUCCGAAACUACGGCAACCUCUUAUCAUUUUCAUAACUGUAAUAUCAGUUGCAUUGGUACUGCCAGUUCUGUUUUACUUUGAAGGUUUUCCCUUCAUCCAUGAAAACAAGAUAUACAUGAUAUGUGGUUGUGACCUCAGAAGGUCACCUCUCUGGUAUUAUGCUCUGGCAACAUUAAUUAUUUACAUUAUGCUUCUCUUGACCAUGACUGUACUUUAUUUGUUUGUUCAGAAGACCAUUACUCAGCGUUUCAGGAAAAGGCAAGGUAAAGAAGCAGCUUCGCAAACAAGAACGAAUCAAUCGCACACAAACCUUGUUCUUGUCUCAAUCUCCAUUUUGUUUUUUGUCAGUUUUUCACUAACCCUUAUCUUCUUUGUCGUAUAUCCAUACUUCAAAGAUUCUAACUUGUUGCAGAUAUUCAAGGUAGUUUUCUAUCGUACUUGGAUACUGAACUCAUCUUUAAACCCCAUGGUGUAUGGAUUUUGUAACAAAAUAUUCCGCAAAAGUUUUGCAAAUAUAUUUACUAGGAGUAAAAGUGCCUUUGAAAUGGAAGAGAAUCUUUAA
Molecule: messenger RNA, 927 nt
Organism: Octopus sinensis (East Asian common octopus)
Lineage: Eukaryota; Metazoa; Mollusca; Cephalopoda; Octopoda; Octopodidae
Product: neuromedin-U receptor 2-like
Exons: 1
Coding region: 1-927 (308 amino acids)
Biological process (GO): G protein-coupled receptor signaling pathway
Cellular component (GO): plasma membrane
Molecular function (GO): G protein-coupled receptor activity
Source: RefSeq, a predicted model, not a curated record